This is a messenger RNA of Selaginella moellendorffii, 627 nucleotides long. RefSeq names its product growth arrest-specific protein 8 homolog. Bases 1 to 627 code for a protein of 208 amino acids. Lineage: Eukaryota; Viridiplantae; Streptophyta; Lycopodiopsida; Selaginellales; Selaginellaceae. Gene Ontology annotation, biological process: cell motility. The transcript is spliced from 5 exons. Gene Ontology annotation, molecular function: microtubule binding; small GTPase binding. Gene Ontology annotation, cellular component: motile cilium; Golgi apparatus; microtubule. The record is from RefSeq and is a predicted model, not a curated record.
AUGAUCAGGCAAGAGUAUGACGCGAAGGCUAAGGACUUGGUUCAGAGUAAUGAAAGAAAAUGCAAGAAAAUCGAGGAGGACUCGGAACUCCGAAAGAAGCAGGAAGUUCAUGAGAUCGAAGAACGAAAAAAUCAGCAUAUUAUUGAGCUCAUGAAGAAGCACGAAAAAGCCUUUGCGGAUAUUAAAUUCUACUACAAUGACAUCACGCAGAACAACUUAGAUCUCAUCAAGACGCUCAAGGAAGACAUUACAGACAUGAAGAAGAAAGAGCAAGCAAACGAGAAAUUCAUGUACGAGAUUGCUCAGGAAAAUAAGCAUUCAAUGGAGCCCCUGACGAAGGCCCUGAAAGAACUGGAUGUACUUCGCAAGCACAUUCAAGUCUUGGAAAAGGUUCAAGAAGAUAAAGACGAUCUCUACGCCAGGUUCGAGUCUUGCAUUUUCGAUGUCCAACAGAAGUGUGGCCUUAAGAGCAUGCUCUUGGAAAAGAAGCUCCAUGUUGUCCAAGAACAACUGGAAAAGAAGGCACACGAUUCUAUCGUCAAGGCUUUCGAGGUUAAACUAGCGGCGUUGGGCAUCCCCUUGCAAGAGAUGGGCUUGCCUUACUAUCUAUCAAAGAUCCAGCUUUGA